GUGAUGUUGCAGGAGGUGGAAAGGGAGUCUCUGCACUCAUCAAGUAUCGCCACUACACCCAAUCCUCCUCAGUGAAGUCAGCAAUCCUGAUGACUUUUGUCUAAUCAGCUGCUUCUUACAUGCGGACCUCAGCCUACCGGAGUAACAGGACUUCAGGACUCCAGGUUCUAUUGCAGGCUAUUAAAGCCGAUUUUGCUAAGAUUUUAUUUACACUUGUCGUGUUCAUCUUAAGAGUCGCUGAGCGGCCUGUGUGGAUUUAAAGAAACAGCAUCUCCGCCAUAAAGUGUGUAAAAGGAUGCAGAAUCCCCCCCACUCGACCUAGAUUUAUAUACACAGACACCUGCAGGCUAACAUGCGUGUUGAAAAAAAGAGUUAAAUGACGGAUGGGAAGAAUAAUGCUGCCGUGUUGCCAAGUGAUGAUCUACAGAAUGAAGCUCGACUUCAAACACAUGAGACGCUGUGUUACAGAGAACAUCAUAUUUUGGUGAGAAGUAAUGAUCUGCAGAAAUAAAAAAUAUUCUGCAGAAGGGAUUAAUACUCUUCACAUAGAAAUAAUUGACUGCAGGGUGGAGCAGCAGAUUACAAGAAGGAAAAAUACUCUGCAAGGUAGGGCGUAAUGCUCUGCUCGAAAGAGGAACCACUAGCCACUUUAUCCCAAAGGACUUAACUGCUUGUGACAAUUACUUGUCCGAAAUGUGACCAUUGCUGAACGCAUUCCCCUUCUCUCCCUUCCUUCCCUCUCUCACCUCAACCUCUAACAUCCCCUUCACCUGUACUCUCUACCCCUUAAUACCCCUCCCCAUUUCACAUUUUAACCCUUCUGUCUCUUCCAUUCCCUUUUUCUUAAUUUUACCCCAUUUUAUUCCUUCAAUAGGAAUACCUGCCUCUUUCCUUUCCCCUGUGAUUCUCUCAGGGCCUACCUCACUCAUUGGGGUAUGAUGGGUGAUGGUCCCGUGAAUAGGCUAGAGAUGGUGACCUUUUGCCUGAAUUCUCUUCAUGGAUACCUCCCUAGCCUCGCACAAUUGGAACACUUCUUUCAACUCUUCAAGGAACCCUUUUCCUACCAAUCCUCAUUAUGGGACUCUCUUCAUAAUGCUUCUAAUGGACCUGCUAGCUGUGGCUGGGAAUGUGGCAGUAAUGGGGGUUAUUAUGAAAACCCCAUCCCUCAGGAAGUUUGUUUUGGUCUUCCACUUGUGCAUGGUGGAUCUUCUAGCUGCACUGACCCUUAUGCCCCUAGCUAUGUUAUCAGGGAGCGGGGGACCCUCCAUUUAUGAAGGACAAGGUUUGGGGCAAAUGGCCUGCCGUGCCUACCUCUUUCUGAGUGUUUGUUUGACCAGCACAGGCAUCUUAUCCAUCUCUGCCAUUAACAUUGAGAGAUACUACUAUGUUGUGCAUCCCAUGCGGUAUCAAGUCAAGAUGACGAUGGGACUGGUCAGCUGGGUACUGGCUGGUGUCUGGAUCAAAGCCUUGCUGACCUCACUCAUUCCAGUGCUGGGCAACCCACCGGCCCCAGGACACUGUAGCCUGCAGGGAGGUGGCAACAGUGUCUUCCGAGCAGGAUUCCUCCUUUUCUACUCCUCAUUCUAUUUCCUACUGCCUCUCACUAUCAUUAUUGUUGUCUACUGCAGUAUGUUCAAGGUGGCACGAGUUGCAGCCCUCCACCAGGGGCCUCUCCCAAACUGGAUGGACACCUCACCUCAGCGCCGACGAUCAGAAUCUCUAAGCAGCCGAUCAACUAUGGUGACAGGUUCAGGUGCCACACGUGGGACCCCUCAACAAAGGGUGGCAGGUAGUGGUGGGGGUAAGGCAGCUGCUGUUCUGGCUGCAGUAGGAGGGCAGUUCCUGCUGUGCUGGCUGCCCUAUUUUGGCUUCCACUUGUAUGCUGCACUGCGUUCCCCUCCUCCUUCCCCUGGAUCACGAGUAGAGUGGGCAGUCACAUGGAUGGGUUUCCUCUGCUUUGCCUCCAAUCCUAUUUUCUAUGGCUGCCUAAACCGACAAAUUCGUGGUGAAUUGGGACGAUGGGUAGGAUGUUUUUUCAAAAGGGGAAGUACAGGGGAGGAUGAGCUUCGGUUGCCCAGCAGGGAGGGUUCCAUUGAGGAGAACUUCCUUCAGUUUCUGCAGGGUACUGGCUGCCCACCAGAUGCAAGGGUACCUUCCCGUAUCACUCCAAAGGGUGAGCCUCCAGCAAUAGACUUCCGGAUUCCAGGGCAGAUUGCAGAGGAAACCUCAGAGUUCCUAGAGCAACCAUGGGAUGUGACAGCUGUGAACAAAGAUUACACCAGUACAGGCCCAUCUCCUAAAAAAUGACCCCCAAAACCUCAUUCUCACUGCUCAUGACAAUCUCCUAGUUCUAAGUGUGAAAAAAUGCAGAUCUUUGCCCCUUAACCUGCCUUCCCCUAAACUAGUAGGACAAAUAAAACCUAAGUCACAUUUUGACUGUUUUCAAUAACCCCUCUACUGCAAUUGUAUCUUAUUUUACUACUUGUGUGCACGCGCACACACACACACACACACACAUAUAUAUAUAUUUAAAAAAAAUAAUUUGAAAGAGAGAGAGCAGUCUUUGACGCUCUGUUGGUAGAGACCACAACAGGGCUCUCCUUGCUCUUUGACAAGUCAUCUUGACUGUCAGAACACUGAGUCAGAUUCUGGACAUGAAAGCAAAUGGAACCCUUAAGCUGUCUCUGCUGUCAGAAAUGCAGUGAUAGCUGUCUCUGCUGCUAGAUCCAGCCAAGGUGUCAGAAUCAAGAUUUUCUGGCUCCCAAAUCCAGGGUACUGGGCAACACACUCAUGAUAUCUGUGUUAGAGCCGCACAAUCAUGUGGGAAAAGAGUGUGAGGAAUGGAGGGGGAGGGGGUGGAGUAGGCAAAAACAUACAUUUGUAUAACCAAAAAUUCUUGCACCAGUCCUGCUAGUUAUGUGUAUGUUUAUGUGUGGCUAGAUAUGUAUGCACUGAAGUAUGUGUAACGAGACAGCUUGUUGUGUGUGUGGCUACCAAGUGACUACUGAUGUAAAUGUGAGAGUGUGCAACUCAUUUGGUUUGGUUUGAGAAUGGUGUUGUGGACUAAAUAUUAUUUAUUUUGUGCAGCUAAAUAACUGUGUGCCUGUCUCUUAUUAAUAGAAACUAUUGUUAGACCCUUACAUUUUUCAUUGAACUAUUGAGAACUAUGUCAAGUAUUAAUAUACAUAUACACACACACAAGUUUAGAUGGAGCUGGUACUCCUGCAGUAUAAGGGUCACUUGAGUGCACACCACCAAACCCUAAAUUUUCUUUUUAAAGCUCAUUUAGUGCUUUUAAAUAGACGCCUUUGUUAAAUGGAAGGAACAAUGUUUCUACUGUACUAUUUUCUAUCUGAUAGCGAAAGUAAAUGUGGAGGUGCCCCAACCAUAUAACCUCAGCACUUCAAGGCUGAGGAUCAGGGAGAAGGUGUGCACCCUACAAUUUAAUUUGUAUACAUUCUCGUAUUUCAUUUUUAUUAUUAUGGAAAUUGCGGACACCAAUCCUAUUUCAUAAUUCUUCCUCUGUUUAAAAUUGUCCUGAUUCCACACACCUGUAUCUCCUAUGCCUGAUUAGAUAUCUUAGCUAAAUUUACCAUUUCUGGUUCCAUAUGUUUCACCAUCAUCCUAUCCUUCCUUAAAUCCAUUCCCCUCCCAAACUGCAUUCAAUUUGGCAAAGUGAGAAAUACAUUUUUAUGUGUAAACCUUAACCCUGGAGUGAGAAUAAAUUAUUUAUUACCAA
Molecule: messenger RNA, 3739 nt
Organism: Pelobates fuscus (common spadefoot toad)
Lineage: Eukaryota; Metazoa; Chordata; Amphibia; Anura; Pelobatidae
Gene: GPR61
Product: G protein-coupled receptor 61
Exons: 3
Coding region: 997-2307 (436 amino acids)
Biological process (GO): G protein-coupled receptor signaling pathway
Cellular component (GO): endosome; plasma membrane; signaling receptor complex
Molecular function (GO): G protein-coupled receptor activity
Source: RefSeq, a predicted model, not a curated record